AUGGCGGUCAGCAACAUCGAGUGGAAAGACGUGGCGACGGUCGUCGAGCCAGCCGUGGCCAAGUACAACAUGGGUUGCGGGUCUUCGACUUUUGAAGAAGGACAGACGCCGAAAUGCGGCAUCGCCCUCCUCGACGAGGCCGCCGUCACGAGCGGCGGCAUCGCCAGCAAACUGUCUGAGGUCAACAGCGCGUUUGAGGCCGUGCUCAAGGCUCUGCGCGCGUACGUCAAGGCGGCCGUGUCCAACUUUGCCGAAUCGGGGAUGUCCAACCCCCUGGCGGAGAUUGUCGGAGCCUUUACUGCGAACGUCUCGUUCAUGAACGGAGCGUGCCCGAUCGUGAUUGAUUUCGGUAAGCUCGAGAUCGCGGGCAUCGCCAACGCCGUCAUGCAGGAGCUUAAGGAUGCUGAGACCGCGGUUGCUUCCGCGCUUGAGGGCCUCGCAAAGGUCAUCGGGGACAUCGAGAAGCUUGUCAACACGUGCCAGAAGUACCUUGACAACCCUGAAGCCGCCCUCAGCGAGGCUAUGACGGGCAACAUCUGCAACGCAAUGACGGUUGGCAAGCGCAUCUGCGGCGCCAUCAAGGAGCUGAAACCCCGCCUGAACGCCGUCAAGACGCACGGCGAGGCCCUCUGCGGAGAGGUGACGGACGUGAUCACUAUAUCGGAGACGAAGGCGGCAUCGGCGGACAAGGCGGCCGAGGCGAACCCGGACGCCGCCACGCUGGUGGCGCUCCUCUACCCGCUGUACAAGGACCCCAACCGGCCCCCGCCAAAGUACCUUCAAAUUGGCGAGCACGGCGCGGCGGGGACUGUGCUAGAGUCAAACGCCGCGCCAGACGCCGCGCCAGACGACGUCAAAGAGGUCGCAACGUUCGCGACGGAGAUGGUGACGGAGGCAGCGCCAGAGGCCGCCAAGGCGAUGGCGUCCGCGGCCGAGGCGGCGGCCGAGGCGGCGGAGGUGGUCGAGGCGGCGACGGCGGCCGAGACGGCGAAGGCCGAGGCGGCGAAGGUGGCCGAGGCGGCGGCGGCGGCCGAGGCGGCGAAGGUGGCCGAGGCGGCGAAGGCCGAGGCGGCGAAGGUGGCCGAGGCGGAGGCGAAGGCGGAGGUGGCGGCGAAGGCCGAGGCGGCGGCGGCGGCCGAGGCGGCGAAGGCCGAGGCGGCGAAGGUGGCCGAGGCGGCAAAGGUGGCCGAGGCAGCGGCGGCGGCCGAGGCGGCGAAGGUGGCCGAGGUGGCCAAAGCGGCCAAGGCAGCGGCGGCGGCUGAGGCAAAAGCGGCGGCGGCGAAGGCGAGGAAGGCAGCGGAGGCUGUUACCGCUGCCGUACCGGCGCUGCCUCGCUCGAUCUUCUAG
Messenger RNA from Emiliania huxleyi CCMP1516, 1347 nucleotides. RefSeq lists its product as hypothetical. The transcript has 3 exons. Lineage: Eukaryota; Haptophyta; Isochrysidales; Noelaerhabdaceae. The record is from RefSeq and is a predicted model, not a curated record. The coding region runs from base 1 to 1347 and encodes 448 amino acids.